Molecule: messenger RNA, 2850 nt
Organism: Pedinophyceae sp. YPF-701
Lineage: Eukaryota; Viridiplantae; Chlorophyta; Pedinophyceae
Source: the annotation of a GenBank genome assembly
AUGCACGCGCCUCGCCUGCUGCCCCUGAAGCAGCUGCUGUCCGGGAACGUCGCGGGCGCGAAGGAUGAGGCCCUGCGGGAAGUCUCGUCUCACAGAAACUCCCUGGCAGAGGCCAUGGUGCGCGAGAUCGCUACGGCACAGGACCAGUCCGGGGAGCUCGAGUUGUCCCUGACGUCUCUGAACUGGCUCGCCGACCAGUUGGACCGCUACCUGGUCGCCCUGAGCGCCGUGGAGGGCGUCGCGUCCACCGCGGGCCUCUUUCCGUCCCCGGGCUGGCGCGGGGCCUUCCAUCCGCGCUCCCGGCACACGUCCCAGGCGCUGGCGACCGAGAGGGCCGUCGCGCUGUACAACCUCGCCGUGGUCAAGCAGAGGAUCGGCGUGCUGCUCAGCUGCGGGGCGCCCGAGGCCGGAGUGCGCGGGGCGCCCGAGGCCGGAGUGCGCGUCAUGGGGCGCGGCGACGUCAUCCAGGGCUGCCAGACCCUCCAGGAAGCAGCGGGCCUCCUGCGCACCUGCCGCGAGGUCAGCGCGGAGGCCGCAGGCGGCGCGGUCGACCCGGACAUCUCGGAUGACAUCCUGCGGUUCGCGGAAUGCGUUGUGUUGGGCCAGGCGGCGAGCUGCUGCUUCCACAAGGCAGUGGCGGACGGGAGGACGUCCGGACCGGCGUGCGCGGCGCUGGCGCAGCACGCCGCGGACCUGUACGCGAGCGCGGGCGCCGCUGCGGCGAGCGCGAGAAAGCCGUCCGUGGGGGCGUCCUGGGCGGCGCAGGCGGCCGUGCACGCUGCGCUGUUCGAGGCCCGCGCCGAGAUGAGCGACGGCCAGCACCUGCUCGAGCACGGCGGGGCCGGCGCGGCCGUGACGCGGCUGUCCAGGGCCGUGCUCGCCGUCGACGGCGCGCUGGAGCGCACGAAGGACAUCCCGCACGUCGACGGCGGCGACAUGCUGCGCGCCACGCUGCAGCGGCUCCGGGGCGAGGUGGCGGCGCUCGCGUCGAAGGCGGAGCGCGAGAACGCGCAGGUGUACUGCCAGCCGGUGCCGCACCUGCCGAAGCUGCGCGCGGCGACGCUGGUGCGCGCCAUGCCGCCCGCGGCUGGGCGCUGGGAGCACAAGGCGCGCAUGCUGCCGCAGGGCCGCCUCCUGCCCGCGCACGGGGAGGGCUCGCAGCGCCUGAGCGAGCUCUCGCAGAGCAUGACGCGCCCGUCCGUGGGCAGCAUGGACGUCGGGUCGCCCGCGACGCCGGCACGGCAGGGCCACGGGCGCGCGCCGUCGCUGCCGUCGGUGCUCAGCGGCGAGCUGCGCGCCGGCGCGGGGCCGUCCCCGCACCAGCGGCCCACCUACCCGCAGCUCACGCCCUGCACGCCCGACCCCGAGAGCGUGCGCGUGACGGCCCCCGCAGCACCAGGGAGCGAACACCACAUGCUCCCGCAGGCCCCGGGCGCCUCGGCACCGGAGGACAUGGACGAGGACGUCGACGCCGCGUCGCCGCCGUUCGUCAACCCCCCCCUGUGCAGCGAGCACGGCUUCGGCACGACCUGCAUCGAUCCCGCGGCGACGGCGGCGCCUCCGCGGCCGCCCGACCCGCCGGAGCCGCGCGGGGGCGCCGCGCUGUACCCCGCGCUGCCGGACCUCGCGGCGUCGCUGUGGUCGUCGCGGGACCCCGCGGGGAACGGCAUGUACGCGGAGAUCGGGCCGCAGGGCGAGGUGGCGUUGCUGGCGGACGGAUACCCGGUGCCGGGCGGGCGGCCGCCGCCGCAGGUGGUCCAGGUGGGGCGCGCGGACAGCGGGAGCGGGCCCGCGGGGGCGGGGGCGCGGCAGGGCAUCGGGUCGAAGCUCCGGGGGGUGUUGCUGGGCAGGAUUGGGUCGGGGCGCAAGGCGGGGAAGCGCGGGUGGGAGGAGUCGACGAGCGCGCCGACGCUGCGUCCGCUGCCGCACCGCGGCACGUUCGGCGCCUUCCAGGAGAUCCGUUUCGAGGACAUCACGCGCGAGAAGUGUCUCGGGCGCGGGGCGUACGGCGAGGUGUGGUCGGCGCGGUGGCGGCCGCGGCCGGACGCGGAGGAGAUGACGGUGGCGGUCAAGCUGAUGCACUUCGACAUGGCGCAGAUCAUGGAGCAGCGCGGGCCGGGCGCGGACGACGACCGCGAGAAGGAGCUGUCCGCGCUGCGCAACGAGCUGCAGCUGCUGGCACAGAUGGACCACCCGCGCAUCGUGCGGUGCUACGGCGGCGCGCUGCACCCCAAGCCGUUCAUGGUGAUGGAGCUCGCGCGCGGGGGGUCGCUGGACGAGCGGCUGCACGGGCGGCACCGCGCGUCCCGCGCGCUCCCGCUCGAGCAGGCGCUGGUCAUCGUGCGCGACAUCGCGGAGGCGCUGGCGUACCUGCACCCUGGCGGCGUCAUCCACCGCGACCUGAAGCCGCACAACAUCCUGCUCGAGGAGGACGGGCGCGCGAAGCUGGCGGACUUCGGCAUCGCGCGCAUCCGCGACCCGGACGCCACGCAGACGGGCAUGGUCCUGUCGAAGAACGACGGCACGCCCUACUACAUGGCGCCCGAGGUGCUGCAGGCGGGGCGGAUCAACGCGAAGUGCGACGUGUACUCGCUCGGCAUCGUCGCGUGGGAGUGCCUCAGCGGGGAGCGGCCGUGGCGGUCCCUCGACCAGGUGUUCCAGGUGGUGUGGAAGGUGUGCAUGACGCACGAGCGGCCGCCCAUGCCGGGCGGCGUGCCGCUCGCCGUGCGCAGGCUGAUCGAGGCGUGCUGGGCGCCGGAGCCGGCGGAGCGCCCGACGUGCGCGGAGCUGGUCCGGCAGAUCGACGCGCUGCUGGCAGGGGACGCAGGGGUCCUGCGGGGCCAGUUGUGA